CCUGCAGCAGCCCAGCAGGGGCAGCCCCGGAGUUUCUGCUGGGCGCUGACACCUGCGCUAUGGAAACCACCCCGGCCGCUCCUGCUUCAGCUGUGCCGGCAUCCAGCUGUGACAAGCCGGGCCCAGGGGCCGCACCAGCUGCUCUCUGAAGCACCAACAGCGCGGUGAGAGGCACGACAUGAGGCUGGGCUGCAGGGUUGUGUUAGGACACGUUUUGCAUAAACUUCACACGAGAGAACUACCGCCAGACUAUCCACAGCCGGUUCAAGCCACUUGUCCAUCCGCACUCACAGAAAAAAAUACCUAGAGCAGGGAGCAGUGAAGUGUCUUGGACGCAACUCCCUGUUGGAAUGCCUCACAUCAAUGCAGCUGCAGCUCUGCAGAUUUCCAUGCUGCUCUUUGCUCUUCCUGCACAGUAUUUCAUAUCUCAGUGGUACGGAACGGACUCUGCCCAGCGCAUCCAAAGAACAGAAAGGAUAAUUGCCUCUUGGAGCAUCUCAGCAAGAUCUUACUUGAGUCUGGAUGCAUGGGCAGAUCGUUUAAAGCUGUGGCUCUUAAAGACAAGGAAUUGGUACUACGGAGAGAGCAAAACUAAAAGUGGUGAAAAUGAAGCAAACCCCCAUUCUUAUUUUGCAGAAUCAACUCAUGUUCACAGUCCAAAGCCUGAAUAUAUUAAGUUCCGUGUGGGCCAGGUAAUAAUUCACAGAAAAUUUGGCUACUCAGGAGUCAUUGUCGGAUGGGAUGUGAAAGCUAACACUCCAGAAGAACAACUGCAACUCAGAUAUCUUCCAGUGAAACAGGGUCUAAAAGAUACUCCUCAUUAUCGAAUUCUAAUUAACAAAGCAAAUGGAUUUGGAAAAUCUACAGCUUAUGUUCCUGAGGAAGAGAUAACAGUUAUUAUAGGAUUAGAGGUUUAUCAUCCUGAUAUGGAAACCUACUUCAGUGGAUAUGAUGGAUUAAAAUACAUUAUGCAGCCAUGGUUGAAAAAACUCUACCCUCAUGACUGAGUACUUAGUGUCUGUACAUGUAAUGUACAUCCAGACAACAGAUGUCCUUUUUAAACCUGAGCAAACGCACACCAGGAUAAAAUGUGUAUUUUUUUUCCUAUGAUGGAAUAAAACAUUCCUAAACACUUGAACACUCAAUUUUGUCAGAAGCGAACACACUGCAUGUUCAGUUUGCCGUGACUCAACAAUGGGGAUUAACUUCCUUCCAGUUUUGGGAGAAAAGGUGUAAAUGUAGUGCAGUUUCAGCCAGAAGUGCCAAAUGUGUGGCUCAUCAACUAUCUUGCUGUUUUACAGGGCCAGGGAACUAAAAUAAGCAAUUGUGAACUGUACUUUCAGAAUUAACUGUAACCUAAUUUUAGGGG
Molecule: messenger RNA, 1369 nt
Organism: Oenanthe melanoleuca
Lineage: Eukaryota; Metazoa; Chordata; Aves; Passeriformes; Muscicapidae
Product: F-box only protein 21-like
Exons: 7
Coding region: 351-1007 (218 amino acids)
Molecular function (GO): DNA binding
Source: RefSeq, a predicted model, not a curated record